Molecule: messenger RNA, 631 nt
Organism: Drosophila biarmipes
Lineage: Eukaryota; Metazoa; Arthropoda; Insecta; Diptera; Drosophilidae
Exons: 2
Coding region: 76-525 (149 amino acids)
Source: RefSeq, a predicted model, not a curated record
UUUUUGGUUUCAUAUAUUACUCUCCGUUGCUACUUUCAGAAAUCAAGGACAGGACUACGGAAACAAAAUCAAAAGAUGUUGGUGGUACAAACGGAAUACUUAAAAAUCGACGAUGCCCUUAAUAUCUGCUCCGAGAUGGAGAACGAUCUUUACGAGUGCCUGGACAUGGUGAUGGCCAUGGACGAGAAGUACAAUGAACCCGGGCGCUACGUAAUAUUCAUGAAGCCCUUUACCAAGGACUACCCAUUGGUCGGUCGCAAGACCACGAACACGGAUACGACCUCCCAGCACAGUUGCGACUCGGAACUGGAUAUGUUGGGCCAGCUCUACGGAGCCAGAAGUGCCCAUGAGCUGGACGAGUCCUAUGUGGAUGUUCGCUACAAGUUCAUCAAGCUGAAGCGUGAUUUCGAGGCCGUCCUGACCCACUGCCAGAUGAUCAUCGACUGCGGGGAACGCCAGGAGAGGGUCUGCCACGAAAUGCUGAAGAAUUCGCGCAGCCGCCAGAAGAGGUUGUGCAGACACUAGGAAUGCAAGUGCCUGCCAACUAUUCCAUCAAACUUUGGGGAGCGUGUGCAAAUUGCAAAUUGUGUCGACACUUGGCAGCUUUUAUUAAAAAUUACUGUCACCAUUA